AUGGCACUCAAGUUGCAAUUAAGGUGUUAUCUCAAUCAUCCAAAAUCAAGGCUACAAGGAAUUUCAAGCAGAGGAGUUAGAUGUGCAGCUCUUGAUGGUUUGUUCAUCAUAGGAAUUUGGUUCUACCUUAAUUGGGAGAUUUUGGAAGACUUCCAACAUCUUAUUGAACGAAAAAUGGCUUGGCAAAGAUCAGCUGAUUUUGGAUUGUCUGGAGCUUUCACCAAUGAAAGUUACGUCGAUCCUGAGGCUCAAGCAUCAGGAAACUUUAACAAAAAAAGUGAUGUUUAUAGCUUUGGGAUUAUUCUACUUGAGCUCAUAACUGGUCAGCCUGCAAUAACAAGACAGACCGAUGGGGGCUUCAUUUGCAUACAUCAAUGGAUUAGACCUAUAAUCGACAGGGGUGAUAUUCUAACCAUUGUUGAUCCCAGACUGGAUGGAGAAUUCGAUGCCACUUCAGCCUGGAAAGCUGUGGAGACUGCCUUUUCCUGUGUAUCAAACGCUUCAACACAGAGGCCAGACAUGAGUCAUGUACUAGCUGAAUUACAGGAAUGCUUGGCUACAGUAAUGGCUGUUGAAGAAUCCCAAACAAUGAAAGCCAGCGUCAUAAGAUCAAGCAAUUCACUACCAAUUAGCCACUUGAAUAUUGAUACUGAUCUGGCUCCUAGUCCAAGGUAAAAACUGAAGUAUAGAUCUCAUAUGUACUGGCUUGAAAUUUUUAAACUUUUUUCUUUUAGACAAAAACAGUUAUAUUAAUGUAUUAAGCUGCACCAAUAAUUUGCUUAUGAAGUUUCUUGGAGAUGUAUAAUUAUCAUUACAAAAUUUUAGGAUAGUAACAGAUAAGAUAUUUGUGGAUA
Hevea brasiliensis (rubber tree) is the source of this 854-nucleotide messenger RNA. Its product is annotated as probable LRR receptor-like serine/threonine-protein kinase At1g07560. The transcript has 5 exons. The record is from RefSeq and is a predicted model, not a curated record. Gene Ontology annotation, biological process: protein phosphorylation. Gene Ontology annotation, molecular function: protein kinase activity. Lineage: Eukaryota; Viridiplantae; Streptophyta; Magnoliopsida; Malpighiales; Euphorbiaceae. Bases 1 to 675 code for a protein of 224 amino acids.